CUCAGCGAGCCCAUCUUUCGCGACAAGCUGGACAAGCUCAACACCUCGCAGCAGAGCAUCGAGCAGACGGCCGCAUGGUGCCUGUUCCACCGCGCAGACGCCCGCCGGGUUGCCGAGGUCUGGGAGGCCUACUUCAGCAAGGCCGACCAGCCCAAGCGGCUGGCGAUGGUGUACCUGGCCAACGAUAUCGUGCAGAACGGGCGCAAGCGCGGCACCGAGUUCCUGGCUGAGUUCUACAAGGUACUGCCGCGUGCGCUGCGCCACGUACUGGCCAAGGGGGACGACAAGACGCGGGCGGCGGUGAACAAGGUCAUCCGCGUGUGGGAUGAGCGCAAGGUG
Messenger RNA from Chlorella variabilis, 339 nucleotides. RefSeq lists its product as hypothetical. Gene Ontology annotation, molecular function: RNA polymerase II complex binding. The record is from RefSeq and is a predicted model, not a curated record. Gene Ontology annotation, biological process: mRNA 3'-end processing. The transcript is spliced from 2 exons. The annotation marks the transcript as partial. Lineage: Eukaryota; Viridiplantae; Chlorophyta; Trebouxiophyceae; Chlorellales; Chlorellaceae. Gene Ontology annotation, cellular component: RNA polymerase II, holoenzyme.